Messenger RNA from Patiria miniata (bat star), 678 nucleotides. RefSeq lists its product as uncharacterized. Lineage: Eukaryota; Metazoa; Echinodermata; Asteroidea; Valvatida; Asterinidae. The transcript has a single exon. Bases 1 to 678 code for a protein of 225 amino acids. The record is from RefSeq and is a predicted model, not a curated record. Gene Ontology annotation, molecular function: nucleic acid binding.
AUGGAUCAACCGAAGAUAUCUCAAGAGCUGCUAAAGGACAGUUGUGAUUGGGUGACAUUCAAUAUGAACGUUCCCACAGCCAGUCACAUGGGAGGCACAUGGGAAAGGCUCAUCCGUUCAAUCAGACAGGCGCUCUCAACAUUGCUGCAGAAACAUGGGCAACAACUGGAUGAUGAGCUCUUGAGGACCCUCAUGACCGAGGCUGAAGCAAUUGUGAACAGCCGACCUCUCACCUACGUUGACAUGGUGGCCCCAGAUUCAGAAGAGCCCCUCACGCCAAGCCAACUGCUAAUGCUGAAAAGCAAGGUAGUUCUCCCUCCGCCAGGAGUCUUCAUCCAACAAGAUCUUUAUUGCCGACGCCGAUGGCGCAGAGUCCAGUACCUGGCCAACCAGUUCUGGUCACGUUGGAAGACUGAGUAUUUGUCGACCCUACAAGAGCGGAAGAAGUGGCAGAAGGCUCAGCAGAAUCUGGAGGUAGGCAACAUCGUCAUGAUGGUCGACGACUCCACUCCCCGAUGCCAGUGGCAACUCGCUCGUGUGGUUGAGACGUACCCAAGCUCAGACGGUCACAUCAGGAAGGUCAAGCUCCAAACUGGUCGAUCUGUCUUCGAGAGGCCUAUCCAUAAGGUUGUACUACUGUUGGACCAGGGACGCCCCGACGAGGAGCCAAAUGCCUGA